This is a messenger RNA of Juglans microcarpa x Juglans regia, 951 nucleotides long. Its product is annotated as protein FAR-RED ELONGATED HYPOCOTYL 3-like. The transcript has a single exon. Bases 1 to 951 code for a protein of 316 amino acids. Lineage: Eukaryota; Viridiplantae; Streptophyta; Magnoliopsida; Fagales; Juglandaceae. Gene Ontology annotation, molecular function: zinc ion binding. The record is from RefSeq and is a predicted model, not a curated record.
AUGAGUACAGCGCAACGCAGUGAGAGCAUGAAUGCUUUUUUCAAUGGUUAUGUUCAUACUAAGACAAACUUGAAAGAGUUUAUCGAUCAGUUUGAUAGUGCGUUGAAAAAAAAAAUUGAGAGUGAAAAUAACGCGGACUUUCAUUCAUUUAGUGUUACCAUUCCUUGCAUAUCUAGAUCUCCUAUCGAAAAGAGGUUUCAAGAACUGUACACGAAUGCUAAAUUUAGGGAAGUUAAGAUGCAACUUACUGGCAUUAUCGAUUUGGAUCCAGAGUUACUUAAGAGGGAUGGUGCAGUAAAGACCUAUCUGGUAGAGGACGAAGUUUGGUUUGAAGAGUUCGAUAAGUUGGUUACGUUUUCUGUAGACUUUAGUGCGGAAGAUGCAGAUGCUAAGUAUUCGUGUGGUUUAUUCCAGAUGAGGGGUAUAUUGUGCACGCACAUUUUCGCUGUAUUUAAAUGUAAUGGGAUAAAAUCUCUACUAGAGAAGUACAUUUUAGACCGAUGGAGGAAGGAUAUCAAAAUGGAAUAUACGUUAAUCUAUAGAAGCUAUGACGCAGGGGAUCAACGGCCAGAUGCUUGCAGAUAUUCAAGUCUACUAAAAAACUGUUAUCAAAUGAUUACUCAUGCAACGGGUUCAAAAAAAUAUACUGAGGAUGCCACACAUAAGUUACAUGCAAUGAUUGAAUUAUAUACUGAGAAUCAAGAACCCCCAUUGUUGACCCUCAUUGGUUCCAAUGUUGGUUGUACUCAAAAUGACACACCCACAGUGGAUAGCUCAAAACAAGUACUCAGUCCAUUAGUUGUCAGAGGGAAAGGCAGACCUCCAUCUCUGAGGAGAGCUCCCAGAAUGGAGAAAGACAUGCGGAAAGUUAAAGGAGAGACAAAGAAAGCACUAGUAAACCGAAAACAGAAACAUGUUCACAUUAUUGAAGCUUUAAAUAUACAUGUUUAG